AUGCCCCGGUCAUCAAGCGCCGCCGCCGUCAACAACAUGCCCAAAGUUCGCUCUCCGACCGCUCCUAGGAUAGCUCGAGCCCAGAUCUCAAGCCCAAUUCCUAUUACAGAAGCGCUGGAUAAGGAGCUGUCCAUUCGACAACAGGAAACUGGAUUCCCCGGACAUAUGCCGCAGCACGCCAACACCACGAAAGCCUCGAUGGAGAUCUCUCGGCCGUCAGGGGAGUUUGCCCGCCGUCGCAUUUCUUUAACGCCCAUGCGAUCCAAAUCAGUUCUGCGAACUGCAUUCAGCAAGAUAUUUGGACGAAAGAAGGCUGCUCGGCCUAUGACUGGACUGGCCUCUGUUGGCUCGGAGGAGGAUUUGUCGGAUCAGCAUUACAAUGCUCAUUCGAGCAGCCCUGCUCCUGUCCAGAGCCCGCCUCCCAAUGUGUCCGAAUCCCUGCCUAUUUCUGAAUAUGACCGAGCGUUGCGAUCUCAUUCUGUUGGUCCCGAAGAUGUAAUGGCCAUCCAGAGUGCGCGCAGCUCCGUCAACGCAGAUUACAGCGGCCACCAGAGGAGGCGAGCGGGAACUGGCAGUGAUGCCCAUCCGGCCAGUUCACGCUGGGUGAAGCCGACGACGGGAUUGACUCCACGCCCUGCUAGCACCCAGGAUUGGGGCAGCAGGCUGGUUGACGAGAGCCAUGACCCGGAGGAAAUUGGCCGCGCCCUCACCACAGGCCUGAAGCGUCGGUCCAGGAGCUUGUCUUUUAUCCCUUUGAUCGAAACUACUCCAACCCCAAGCAUCACACGCCGCCGCAGCGACGAGUUUCCUCGCGGAUGGCGGGAAAGCUACGAGGAUCCCACGUCCCCUAUAUCCUCGACGGGACCAGGUGGCGAGGAUGGUGCCACCUUUAUCAGCGACAGAUCAGACGAGGAGGCCAAGUCUGAUGACGGACUGCAGGAUGAAAUCGAUUCCCCCGCAAAACCGUUCGAAUUUAGCAACAUGCCUUACAUGACGGAGUUUGCCGGCGGAGCGAGCAUGAAGAUCACGGACGCUGUUGGCCUCGAGACCCGGAUUAACCAGGUCGAGAACCGUCUCAGCCUGGUAGAAGGCAUUCUGACGCAUGCUCGCCAAGGAACUCCCCUUACUGGCUUGGGAGACGAUGGCUCCGAACGACUGGCACCUCCCAUGCCUGCAUGGUCGUCCACCUUUCCAACAGCAGGUCGGCCCUCUUCUCAUUCCUCCGCUCAGUUUUCUGGCACAUCCAGGCUGUCUUUUGGCGAGGUACCCAUCUAUGCGCGAUCAGCAAGCCAGCAAACCACGAAGCACUCGGCCUUUGCUUCCCCGGAGCGAACGGCCCUUGCGUCUAGUCUCCCUACCCAUGCGAAAUCGGUGCCUUCCGGAUCAUUUAUCAUGGAUCAUGAGACCUACAAUACAAUCUUGACAACAAUGGAGAGCGAUCGAGCUGCUCGAAUAGCAUUGGAAGCGCAGGUGAGGGAGCUCAGCCGACAAGUUAGCCGUCUCUCCAGGAACUUGCCCGCCGCCUCAACGCAAGCUGAAGCUGGGCAAACAUCGGUUCUCGACUUUGCGGAUGCCAAGAAUCUCGGCAUGAGCGAUAAGAGGAUUCGUAACGAAGAUUCUGGCAUUGGCACUGAACCCGGCGACAGAGAGUACCCAGAAUCGUUUGCUACGUUAAACGAUGAGAGCCACAACACGGCCCACUACAGAGAGGAAGCAGAUGCAUCUUUGAGCCGGCCCAAUACGACAAUGUCGCUCUCCAAGCUGACCAUGCUUGGUGACAUGGGAUGUCCGGCGUCCCAGCAAGCCUUACCGCAGACAGUCUAG
Trichoderma citrinoviride is the source of this 1824-nucleotide messenger RNA. RefSeq lists its product as hypothetical. The coding region runs from base 1 to 1824 and encodes 607 amino acids. The record is from RefSeq and is a predicted model, not a curated record. NCBI's taxonomy places the organism in Eukaryota, Fungi, Ascomycota, Sordariomycetes, Hypocreales, Hypocreaceae. The transcript has 2 exons.